AUGUCUAAGCUCCCUCCAAACCACCAUCCCCUCGACUGCACCUACAACCGAGACGAUGUUGUCGCAGGGCUUACUCAAUAUUAUUUGGCCCUAACCAGUAUGGCCUAUAUCCCGGCAUCUUAUAUCGACUUCCCUCCCCCAGGAGGCUGGACCGACAUGGAGCUUGACAUUGGUGCCCUUCGUGCUCUCCAACGCUCUGAGAAAGUGAUUGAUUUGCUGCGCCAUCUUCCGUAUCCGAGAGCUAUGCAGGAUGGACCACGCCCAGGUCCAUGGAACGUCGCACCACAAUCAAAAGCCGUGCGUUACCUCCGCCACAUGGGUGACUUUUGCCGGUGGUCAGACCGCGGCGAUGCGGGGCUCUUAGAGUUAGCAGCUCUUCAACUCAGUGAGACCCCAGCCGGACCGAUGAACCUACCUCCGGACGUCGUAGCACUUACCUUCGGCGACCAUUGGAAACCGACGGCUAGUACCAAGCCGUUUUGGUGGAUUGUUGACUGCGGUCGCGGGGUCAUUUCGCCGUUCCAAGAGAGAGUUUACAGCGUCGGGAAGGUCCCUCGUAACAAGCCAUGGCGGACAGCUCAGUCCUACCCUGCGGCGAACUUUUUCGCACAGCUUCUAGCCGAGUUGGGGUCAAAUCUGAUCCCGGUACCGCCGACGGAAGAGCUCGAUGCUGACGUCUUGAGCCGUUCUUCACUGCACACGACCGAACCGUGGGAUAUCUAUCAGCGACACGGUUGGCCGGGCGAAACCUUCCGCCAUGAUGAGUGCAUCAUUGCGUUGCAAGCCUAUCGCCGACGGGUUCACGAAGAAGAACAGCAUCGUAUAUCUCAAGACGUAGAUGAUGCGGAUGAUGAAGACUUUGAAAUGGAAGACAGUGACGAUGAUAUGGAGCAAGACGUGGGGACCUCUGGACUCGAGGAUGCUGUCGCAGACAUGGAAGUUGACGAUUUGAGCGCCGAGGCUGCUGCUUUACGCGCCGAUAUGUCUCCUGAGGAGCGGGAGAGGUUUGAUCGACACCAAUUGGGAAAUCAGUUGCCUUUUGAUUGGAUUGACUCCGAAUAA
Colletotrichum truncatum is the source of this 1062-nucleotide messenger RNA. RefSeq lists its product as uncharacterized. The record is from RefSeq and is a predicted model, not a curated record. Lineage: Eukaryota; Fungi; Ascomycota; Sordariomycetes; Glomerellales; Glomerellaceae.